Molecule: messenger RNA, 792 nt
Organism: Echinostoma caproni
Lineage: Eukaryota; Metazoa; Platyhelminthes; Trematoda; Plagiorchiida; Echinostomatidae
Source: the annotation of a GenBank genome assembly
AUGCCAGUCGUGAGUUACCGACUGUUGCCUCUGUUGCGUUGUACUCGACCGAAUUGUCCCAAGUUUGGACGUGCACUGUGGACAUGUGCCAUUCAGUCGCCCUCCAGCACAAACGCAAGCAAUUAUUCGACAUCGUCACAGAAGCCUUCAGAUCCUAACAAUGAGGAGAACAACGUUGUGGAAGUGUACGAUGUUCCACAUGAUCAGCAAUGGGAAGAAAAUCCCGAAUUCGACUACACCACACAAGUGAUUCCGGCUGUAUACGAUUUUGUUACUCCGAAAGAAUGUUUUGAACUGAAUGAACUACGUUUAGUUUUAAAACAGGAAAACAUUCAGGACUUGGUAUUUUUACAUCUUCCCCCGAAUCAUGUGGCCGAGAUUAUGGUCAUCGGAAGUGGGACUUCUGCGAAGCAUGUGCGCUCCACAGCCGGGCUCAUCUACCGAAUUCUGAAAUACAAACGUCGGUCGAGUGCGCUAGGUCUUCCCAAGGUCGAAGGUCUCGAGGGAUCUGGCGAUUGGAUAGCGAUUAAUUUGGGCAACAUACUACUGCAUUUGUUCUUGCCUUCUGUGAGGAUGUACUACAACCUGGAGUCCCUGUGGGUCGCCGGUCCACGAUUUGACGAGGCCACCCAACUGAUGCGUUCGCAAGCAGAUUCUGAUCAGUCCGAUGUACAACGGAAGGAUGUAGAUUGGGAAGAAAUACUUCGUGAAGUGCAACAACAAACCCGAAUGUCCGCUAACCGGAAUGUACCGUCAAACAAAAGCUUAAACCAAACAGGAGUUAGUGACUAG